ACCGCUGCAGACCUGCCGCGCCUGCGCAGCGCUCGCUCGCUCGCUCACGCAGGCAGGCGCCACCCGCCACCAAAUUGGAAAGGAAGUUAUACUCGGCAACCAGGCCUGCUUCUGAGCUAGCUAGCAUCGCGCCAUCGCACACCACCACAGCACUGCACGCACUGCAGGCCUGCAGCAGGAAGAGAGAGAGAAGAAAGAGAGAGGGGAUGGAUGGAGACUUGCAGCGCAGCCCACCCCCGCGCCGCACGCACGGCUCCCUCCCCAAAUUACAGACGACCCCGCAGGAGCAAGCCCAACCACCACUUAAACCCGACCACCACCGCCACCGCCACCGUUACGCUUUAGCCCCCUCCCCGAAGCCCCCAAACCCUAGAUCCCCUUCGCCGCGGUGACCCGGCGCGGCGGCGGAGGGGAUGGCGGCCGUGCCGGAGGACCUCCGCUGCAAGCGCUCCGACGGCAAGCAGUGGCGCUGCAGCGCGCCCUCCAUGCCCGACAAGACCGUCUGCGAGAAGCACUACGUCCAGGCCAAGAGGCGCUCCGCCUCCUCAGCGCUCCGCGCCUCGCUCCGCCGCUCCUCCUCCUCCUCCGCCGCGCCGUUCCGCUCCGCCGCCGCAGCUCGCCUCCGCGACGAGGCCCGGCCCGCGCCGCUGCCGAUGGCGGUCGCGAGGCCCCUCUACGCCAGGGUCGCCGGGGAGGCGGUGUACGUGGCGGAGCCCGUGCCGGCGCCGGCGCCGGCGAGGGGGGUGGUCGCCUACGAAGGGCUGCCCCUGGGCAAUGCUGCCGGCGCGCGCACCGCGGCGGAGCUGGUCGGGAGAGGCACGGCGUGGUUGACCGACGCCGGACCGGCGGAGACCAGGAGUUGCCACCAGUGCCGGAAGGCUGGCGGCGUCCAUUGGUGUUCCAGCUGCGACAGGAGAGGCUACUGCGCCGGCUGCAUCUCGAGAUGGUACUCUGACAUUCCAAUAGACGAUGUUCGAAAGGUUUGUCCCGCAUGCCGUGGCAUUUGUAAUUGUAGAGUUUGCUUACAAGGAGACAACUUAAUAAAGGCCAGGGUGCAAGAAAUACCAGUUGUUGAUAAGUUGAGAUAUCUUCAUUGCCUUUUGGCGUAUGUUCUUCCAGUACUUAAGCAGAUUUAUUCCGACCAAUGCUUUGAAAUAGGUGUUGAAACAAGAUCUUCUGGACCAAAGACAGAUAUCCUCAGAGCGAAAAUAAAUUCUGAUGAACAAAUGUGCUGUGAUUUUUGCAAAGUGCCGGUUUUUGAUUAUCACCGCCACUGCCCAAAAUGUUUGUAUGAUUUAUGCCUUGAUUGUUGUCGAGACAUACGGCGUUCUCGGGCCACUAUUGCAAGAGGAGAAGAUAAUGAAGAUCAUGUUGAAGAUAAAAGUAGAGAUUCUUUUAGUAAAAGAGCAAGACUGGAACCAUCUACAGAAAGUGUAAAUGACAAGUCAUGCUCUCAGCAAAUGGAUCUAAAUAAUAUUGACAUUAAAUCUUUAGUUCCUACAUGGAGAGUCAGCAAUGAUGGCAGCCUCACUUGUGGGCCUCAUGAGGCUGGUGGCUGUGGUUCAUCAAAGCUGGUGUUAAGGCGAAUAUUCAAAAUUAAUUGGAUUGCUAAACUUGUAAAAAGUUCUGAAGAAAUGGUCAAUGGUUGCAAAGUACACGAUCUGCAGGAUGGAUGUUUGUCUUACAGUGAUGGCAGACGGUUAGACUUAAUUGGUCAGCAAAACCUUGGUCUCCCAAAAUGCUCAAACAGUGAAGACAUUAGUGGGAAUUGCGUGUACUCUCCUGUAUUGGAGGACUUGAAACAUGAAGGCAUCAUGCAUUUUCGUAAGCAUUGGAUAAAGGCGGAGCCUAUUGUCAUCAGGAAAGCAUUUGAGCCUUCUCUAUCAUCAAUCUGGGACCCCGUAAGUAUUUGGAGAGGUAUCCAGGAGAUCAUGGAUGAAGAGAUGAAUGAAGAUGUAAUAGUCAAAGCUGUGGACUGCUCAAACCGAUCAGAGGUGGAUAUCGAGCUCAAACAGUUUAUCAAAGGUUAUUCAGAUGGUAACAAGGGGGGUGAUGGCCGCUUGUUGAUGCUGAAAUUGAAAGAGUGGCCCCGGCCCAGUGUCUUAGAGGAGUUUCUGUUGUGCCACAGACCAGAAUUUAUUGUCAAUUUUCCUCUUGUUGAUUUCAUUCAUCCUAGAUGGGGUCUCCUAAAUCUCACUGCCAAGUUACCGCAAGAUGCCUUACAGCCUGAAGUAGGGAUGAAGCUGCUAAUUGCAUAUGGAAGUCGUCAAGAACUUGGUCAAGGUGAUCCAGUGAUGAAUCUAACGAUUAACAUGGAUGAUGUGGUUCACAUGUUAAUGCAUGCAGCUGAAAUGCAUAACCAAUGUCCCAAGAGGCUACUAUCUAAUGGAUCUGAAAGGAUUGCUAAUGGAACUAGUGCGCAUGUAAAUGACCACUCUCCUGUUCCAAAUUUGGAUCUGGAUGUGGGGGAGCCAGAGCACAAACAUACAAUUUCACAUUGUGAGGAGGUAAAAGCUAACAAUUUAGAAGAAUCUCAGGCUGGUGCUGUCUGGGAUGUAUUCCGCAGGCAGGAUCUUCCAAAGCUUAAUGAAUAUUUGGCUGCUCAUCAGGAAGAAUUUGGAGCUAGUUGUCAGGCUGUGCCCUCUGUUAAGUAUCCUAUUUACGAUCAAACUGUGUAUCUCAACAAUUAUCAUAAGAAGACAUUGAAGGAUCAAUAUGGAAUUGAACCCUGCACAUUCCACCAACAUAUAGGUGAGGCUGUAUUCAUUCCAGCUGGCUGUCCUUUCCAAGUGAAAAACCUCCAGUCCACGGUUCAAUUGGCUCUCAAUUUUUUGUCUCCGGAGAGUUUACCAGAGUCAGUCCGGAUGGCCCAAGAGAUCCGUUGCCUGCCGAAUGGUCAUGUUGCAAAACUGAAGAUGCUUGAGGUAAAAAAGAUCUCCUUAUAUGCAGCAAGUUCAGCUGUCAGAGAAAUCCAGAGAAUAACCCUGGAUCCCAAGUUCAAUCUAGAUGCUAGUCUCGAGGAUCAAAAUUUGACUAGGGCAGUUUCAGAAAACUUGGCAAGAGUGAAUAAACAAAGGAAGGUAUCUUUCAGUUGAAGUACUGGAGGCCUUGAAGAAAUUGUGACAUGCCUCAGGAUUGAAGCUGAUGCAGAAGUAGAUAUAGUGAUUGUACAUGUAUUAUAUUGUAACACAUGAAAGGAGGACAUUCUAAUUCGUAUUGGAUAGCAUAUUGACCUUACCUGUAUAUUGUGGAUUAGGACUAACUGCUGAGCUCAUAUAGACAAGAUAAAAAGCAUUAGAAAGCUGAUUACAGAACCGAAUUCUAUCUUGUGAAAUUUUGAUGACAAUAAUGUCGGUAAUUUCAUGAGAACUAUCAGAUUUUCUA
Molecule: messenger RNA, 3384 nt
Organism: Setaria italica (foxtail millet)
Lineage: Eukaryota; Viridiplantae; Streptophyta; Magnoliopsida; Poales; Poaceae
Product: lysine-specific demethylase JMJ25
Exons: 13
Coding region: 414-3095 (893 amino acids)
Biological process (GO): regulation of transcription by RNA polymerase II
Cellular component (GO): histone deacetylase complex; chromatin
Molecular function (GO): transcription coregulator activity; histone H3K9 demethylase activity; chromatin DNA binding
Source: RefSeq, a predicted model, not a curated record